Molecule: messenger RNA, 817 nt
Organism: Coffea arabica (coffee)
Lineage: Eukaryota; Viridiplantae; Streptophyta; Magnoliopsida; Gentianales; Rubiaceae
Source: RefSeq, a predicted model, not a curated record
UGCAGAGAAAAUGGAUAACAGUGAAAACUCAAGCCAAGGUCACAAAUCAAGAGGCAACAGAGGAUCAAACUUAGCUUUGGUGAUUCGAGAACUUGGAGAUACUGCAAAUAAUGUUGCUAGAAACCCCAGUAGCCCUAAUGUCAGCAUCAACAACAAUGCUCGAAUGCCAAUGCCAUACCUAAGGCGGGAUCCUGAGCAUUUGUUUCCAAUAACCAAUAUAUUUCGUAUCAUGAGGCGUAACUUGCCACCCAAUGCCAGGGUAUCCGAAGAGGCUAAAUCAACCAUUCAAGAAUGUGUUUCAGAUUACAUUAACUUUAUCACUGCAGAAGCAAAUGAGCGCUGUCACCGUGAGCACCGCAAGACGAUCACUGCUGAGGAUCUUCUAUAUGCUCAUGCAAAUCUUGGAUUUGAUAAUUACAUUGGUCCUAUCACUCUUUACUUAGAACGAUAUCGCCAAAAUGAAGCUGCUCAAAAUACCGUGCAUGGCGAUCCUUCAGUGAAGCGCACAACUAUUUUUUCAAAUGUGCACACACAAGGCCAUCCUUCCAUGCUUGCUCCUGCACCAUCUCCUUUACCUCCAAUUAAUUCAGUUUUUCCAGUUGGUGCUGAUGAGCAAACAUUCUUUAAUCCAACACCAAUGAGCAACAAAUUCUACUUUCAGAAUGCUUCUGGUGCUAGUCAUGGCGAUGGCUUUGACGUUGUUGGGCCUUCAUCAAAUGCUGAGUUUCCAAGGGCAUUUUUUCCCCACAAUUUUCAUCCAGGGCCUACUCUGCCAUAUGGGUCUGAUCCUCAUGGUCUGGGCCCUGAUGGGCAGUAA